This is a messenger RNA of Melospiza georgiana, 4788 nucleotides long. It is a transcript of the gene SRCIN1, whose product is annotated as SRC kinase signaling inhibitor 1. Gene Ontology annotation, cellular component: actin cytoskeleton; cytoplasm; postsynaptic density. Gene Ontology annotation, biological process: regulation of dendritic spine morphogenesis. The record is from RefSeq and is a predicted model, not a curated record. NCBI's taxonomy places the organism in Eukaryota, Metazoa, Chordata, Aves, Passeriformes, Passerellidae. The coding region runs from base 569 to 4267 and encodes 1232 amino acids. The transcript is spliced from 19 exons.
GGCUCGCUGGGCGCCGGGCAGUGCGGCAGUGCAGCCUCCGGGAGGAAGCGGGAGCAUCCCGCUCUUCCGGCCGCGCUAAUGGCCGGGCGCGGGGGAGCCGCAUCGCUCCGAGGGGCGGCCGCCCUCCCGGCUGCCUCUCUCCCCAAAUGCACUCCCCGCGUCCCCUCCCCUCGCCCCUCUUUGUGCGAGCGCUUUCUCGGGCGAUUUUGCACGCUCCGCUGAUCGCUCGCCGCGACCCGCGCGAGGUUUCGCUGCCUCAUGAAGAUUUAUGGGACUGCAGUAAUAAACUGGGUUUGAGACGUUCCUCUGGAUGAUAAAACCCCGCCGAGCCGCUGCUAAAGAGGGGAUCCCAGCCGGAUCCCGCAGCCGCUCCGCUUUUGGGGGCCUUUCCCUGCCCUGUCGCUCAGCAGCUCCCGCCAGCGCCGUUCCUGAAGAUUUCCACCCAAACCGGUCGCUCCGGUCUCGCUGUUUUCCCGGGAAGGACGCGAUGGCCGUGCCCUGCUAGCAGCCCGGGGCUCCGGCCCCGGCACGGGUGACACCUCUGCUGGCAGGUGGGGACGAUGGGUGGAUGAAUCGGCAAAGAGAACCGCGUUCCCUCAACCUCCCUCUGCUCGGAGAGGGGCUGGCCAGGAUCUACCGCGGCAUCCUGGCCGUGGUGGGAGCCCUGCGCCCGGCCAAGGAGCCGCCCGCAGCCCCGGCCGAGCGGAGCGCUGCCCCCUCCGUGCCCCCGGAGCCGCUGCCCGGCCGCCGUGGGAGCCGCGCUGCGCCCGCGGAUCCCGACAGGACGAGCUCGCACAUGAUCUCCGCGGACGAUGCCGAGUACCCGCGCGAGUACCGCACCCUGGGCAACGGCACCCGGCGCUUCUCCAACGUGGGGCUGGUGCACACCUCGGAGCGCCGGCACACCGUGAUCGCCGCCCAGAGCCUGGAGGCGCUCACCGGCCUCCAGAAGACGGAGAUGGAGCGCAAGCGGGACGCCUUCAUGGACCACCUGAAGAGCAAAUACCCGCAGCACGCCCUGGCGCUGCGCGGGCAGCAGGAGCGCCUGCGGGACCAGCAACCCAACUACUGGAGCUUUAAGACCAGGAGCUCCCGGCACUCCCAGGGCUCCCAGCCUGGCCUGGCCGACCAAGCCAAGCUCUCCUUCGCCUCGGCCGAGUCCCUGGAGACCAUGUCGGAGGCGGAGCUGCCGCUGGCCUUCAACAGGAUGAACCGGUUCCGGCAGAGCCUGCCCCUGUCCCGCUCGGCCAGCCAGACCAAGCUGCGCUCCCCAGGGGUGCUGUUCCUGCAGUUUGGGGACGAGACGAGGCGCGUGCACAUCACGCACGAGAUCAGCAGCAUGGACACCCUGCACGCCCUCAUCGUGCACAUGUUCCCGCAGAAGCUCACCAUGGGCAUGCUCAAGUCCCCCAACACCGCCAUCCUCAUCAAGGACGAGUCCCGCAACGUCUUCUACGAGCUGGAGGAUGUCCGAGACAUCCAGGACAGAAGCAUCAUUAAAAUCUACCGGAAAGAGCCGCUCUACGCCUCGUUCCCAGCCUCACACAUCACCAACGGCGACCUGAGGCGGGACAUGGUCUACACCUCCCGGGAAUCCUCCCCCACCCGCCGGCUCAACAACAUCUCCCCAGCCUCCCACCUGGCUUCGGGCUCCCCGCCGCCCGUGCUGCAGUCCUCGUCGCCGUCGCGCUCCCGCAUGUCCUACAGCGGCGGCCGCCCGCCCUCGUACGCCGGCAGCCCCGUGCACCACGGCGAGCGCCUGUCCAGCCUGCCCCCCGCCCAGGGCGUGUCCCCCAGCCCCAGCGCCAUCCUGGAGCGCCGCGACGUCAAACCCGACGAGGACCUGGCGGGCAAGAACGUGGUGCUGGUGAAGAACGAGGGGCUCUACGCGGACCCCUAUGGGAUGGUGCACGAGGGCCGGCUCAGCAUCACCUCCACGCAGUCGCUGGCGGGCAUGGGGGACCCCUUUGGCUACUCAGGGGGGCUCUACAAGCGGGGCUCGGUGCGGUCACUCAGCACCUACUCGGCGGCCGCGCUGCAGACGGAGCUGGAGGACAGUUUGUACAAGCCCAAUGCGCCCAUCUACAGCGACACGUACGGCCCCGGGCUGGGCUUCCGCAUGCCGCCCUCGUCCCCGCAGAAGAUGGUGGAGCCCGGGCAGAGCCCGCACAGCCCCUACUCGGGCCCGCCCAGCCGCUCCUCGCCCGUCCGUCAGUCCUUCCGCAAGGAUUCCUGCUCCUCCGUCUUCAUGGACAGCCCCGUGGGCAAAACGCGCAACCCCAGCUCGUCCGGGCCCCCCGAGCUGUUCCCUGGCCCUGCAGAGCGGCCGCUCUCGGGCUUCGGAUCGCCCGGACCGGCCAAGGACACGGAGACCAGGGAGCGGAUGGAGGCCAUGGAGAAGCAGAUCGCCAGCCUGACGGGGCUGGUGCAGAGCGCGCUGCUCCGCGGCUCCGAGGCCGAGACCCCCAGUGAGAAGACAGAAGCCACCACCAACGGCGGGACCCCCCCAUCAGCGUCCACCAGCCGCAGUGGCAUGGGCACCCCGGUGCCCGCGCCGCCGCCGCCCUCGGCCACCAGCACCCCGGCGGGGCAGCCCACGGCCAUCACCCGCCUGCACAUGCAGCUGCACCUGCACGACCUGCAGCAGAACGCCAGCGACCUCCGCAACCAGCUGCAGCAGCUCAAGAAGCUGCAGCUGCAGAACCAGGAGACGGUGAAGUCGCUGCUGCGGCGGACGGAGACGGAGCUGAGCGUGCGGGUGACGGACACGAUGCGCAAGCACGAGGACCCUCUGCAGCGCCAGCGCAGCUUGGUGGAGGAGGAGCGGCUGCGCUACCUCAACGAGGAGGAGCUCAUCACCCAGCAGCUCAAUGACCUGGAGAAGUCCGUGGAGAAGAUCCAGAAGGAUCUGGCGCACAACCACCGGCUGAUCCCGGCGCAGGAGCUGGAGGAGAAGGCCGUGGUGCUCAAGCAGCUGGGGGAGACCCUGACGGACCUGAAGGCCCAGUUCCCCAGCCUGCAGAGCAAGAUGCGGGUGGUGCUGCGGGUGGAGGUGGAGGCCGUCAAGUUCCUCAAGGAGGAGCCCAACCGCCUGGACGGGCUCCUCAAGCGCUGCAAGACCGUCACCGACACGCUGGCGCAGAUCCGCAGGCAAGUGGAGGAGGGCGCGUGGAGCUCGCCCAGCAGCCUGAGCCAGUCGCCCAAGAAGGUGGCCCCAGAGACGGAUUUCAGCAAAGGGCUGGAGCUGGAGAUGCCCACCAGCCCUCCCGUGAGCCUACACCACCUGACGGGCACCCCCGAGCCCCUGGGCUUCACCCCACAGCCCCAGAGCCACCCCGGCAAGAGCAAUAACCCCUCACGGGCCCCGGAGAUGGUGCCCGCCAAGACGCAGACGGGGCCCGAGACCCCCAGCAAGAAGAGCGCGGACAAAGCCGUGUCUGUGGAGGCGGCCGAGCGGGACUGGGAGGAGAAGCGGGCGGCGCUCACCCAGUACAGCGCCAAGGACAUCAACCGGCUCCUGGAGGAGACGCAGGCCGAGCUCAUGAAGGCCAUCCCCGACCUGGAAUUCGCAGCCAAGCACAAACAAACCCCGGGCAGCGGCAGCGCCGCCUCCACGCCCGAGCACAAACCCUCCAAGCCACAGCACACCCCCAAAUCGGGGGGCAAAGGGGACCCCAACGGCCGCCGGGGCUCAGACGAGCUGACGGUGCCGCGGUACCGCACCGAGAAACCCUCCAAGUCGCCGCCGCCUCCCCCGCCCCGCCGGAGCUUCCCCUCGUCGCACGGGCUGACCACGACCCGCAGCGGAGAGGUCAUUGUCACCAGCAAGAAGGAGCCCGGCUUCAUGAAGAAGGCAGAGUCGGAGGAGCUGGAGACGCCGAAGCCGCAGGUGAAGCUGAGGCGGGCGGUGUCCGAGGUGGUCCGGCCCGCAUCCACCCCGCCCAUCAUCGCCUCGGCCGUCAAGGACGACGACGACGAGGACCGGAUCAUCGCCGAGCUGGAGAGCGGCGGCGUCUCCAUCCCGGCCAUGAAGGUGGUGAAUCCGGCGUCGCGGCUGAAGCAGGGCCAGCAGGGCAGCCCCGACAAGGGCAAGCACAUCAAGCAGCGCAUGGAGUACAUGCGGAUCCAGGGCCAGCAGCAGGCCACUAGACCAUCUAAAGAGGCCAGUGAGACCUCCCCCACGGUCUCAGAAAAACCCGCAGCUGGCAGAACAUCCAUCCCCGUAUUGACUUCCUUUGGGGCCAGGAACUCCUCCAUCUCAUUCUGAGCGCCCCUGCCAGCUCCGCCCGGCCGCUCUCCUGCUCCGGGGGGCUCCUCCUCUCUUCCUCGGGCUCCUCUUCCUCCCUGGGACUUGGCUUCUCCCUGAGGCGCUCUGGAGGGAAUCCGCCACCUGUGUCCCCUCCUCUUUCUGUUUGAUCCAUGUUCUUGUCGCCUCCGCUCCGCCAAACGAACUUUUGUUGUCUCGCCUGUGCCGCGCCUCGGCCCGACCUCUGUGUCCCCUCCCGCUCCGCCAUGGCCAACCAGCCACUUUCUGUUUCUCUCUCUCUCUUUUUUUGGUUUUCCCUCCUUUUCUCCUUUUUUCCCCUCCCCUUUGGAUCGCUGUUGGUUUGGUCCCCCCCUCUCUUUUCCCCCCUUUCCCGUCCCCUCCUUUUUUGGUUUUUUUUUUGUUUUUGUUUUUUUUUCUGUUUAUUUAAGAGCUCUCAGAGCUUCCCCCCACCAGCGUCCAGCCAGGAGCAGCUUCCAGCUCCCACCGGGCGGAAAACCGGGAAGCAGCGGCGGCCGAGGACA